AUUUAGCACUUCAGUCAAACUCUCAUCCAGCAGCACAUCUCUUUAUACCAUUAAUCUUCUGUCGUCAGCUCGGAGUUCUUGAGACCUACCAGAGCUCAGAGCUCCCCUCUUGCCUUGCAAACAGGAGGGAGCCCAGGGCUCAAGGACAGCAUGCCAAACUCUUGCAAAAGUCUUUAAAUGCUGUCUUCUUGUUUUUAUUUCAGGCCUAAUGGAGGAGACACGCCAACCUGUGAAAAAGAGAGGAAAAACUCGCUCCAAAGGGAAAGGAAAAUCACUGAAGAAAAAAGAGAAACGCUCAGAUUUUACCUGCGCUCAGUGUGGAAAGAGUCUGUCAUGCAAAAAAACUCUGAAUUAUCACAUGAGGAUUCAUACAGGAGAGAAACCAUACACAUGUUCUCAGUGUGGGGAGAGUUUCAGAUACUUAACAUCUCUUAAUAAACACAAGAGGACCCACACCGGAGAGACACCAUUCACCUGCACUCAGUGUGGCUUGAGUCUGAAUUGCAAACAGAGUCUGGAGAUGCACAUGAGGAUCCACACUGGAGAGAAACCGUUCACAUGUUCUCAGUGUGGGAAGAGUUUCAGUCAAGCCUCAACCCGUAAUAGACACAUGAUCAUCCACAAUGGAGAGAAAACACACGAAUGUGACCAAUGUGGGAAAGCCUUUUUGAGGGCUUCAGAACUGAAGAUUCACCUUAGAGUUCAUACAAAGGAGAAAUCCUAUUCAUGCUCUGUGUGUGGAAAGACUUUUAAGCACCUCCACACUUUAAGAGUUCAUGAGAAGACCCACACUGGAGUGAGAGAGUUCAUGUGCUUUGAGUGUGAGAAGACCUUUAUUACAGCUAUAGCCUUAAAACUGCACAAGAGGACUCACACUGAAGAGAAACCUUACCAGUGUGAACACUGUGACAAGAGAUUUAGACUGCCAAACACCUUGAAAGCGCAUGAGAGAAUUCACACUGGAGAGAAACCUUACAUGUGUUCACACUGUGACAAGAGAUUCAGUCGGUUAGAUUCACUGAAGUCACAUGAGAAGGUUCACACUGGAGAGAAACCUUACAAGUGUUUGCUAUGUGGGAAGAGCUUCAGUUGGUUACUGAGCCUGAAAAUGCAUGAGAGGAUUCACACUGGAGAGAAACCUUACAAGUGUUCACACUGUGACAAGAGAUUCAGUCAGCCAGAAGGCCUGAAAUCACAUAAGAAGAUUCACUCUGAAGAGAAACCUCACAAGUGUGCACACUGUGGAAAGAGAUUCAGACAACUACGAAGCCUGAAAAUUCAUGAAAGGAUUCACACUGGAGAGAAACCCUACAAGUGUUCACACUGCGACAAGACAUUCAGUUACUUAGAAAGCUUGAAAUUACAUGAGAGGAUUCACACUGGAGAGAAAUCUUACAUGUGUUUCCAGUGCAAGAAGACAUUCGGUAGGUUAGGACAACUGAAAAGACAUGAGAGGAUUCACACUGGAGAGAAACCGUACAAGUGUUCACACUGCGACAAGAGAUUCAGUCGAUCAGAAAACCUGAAAAAACAUGCGGCGAUUCACACUGGAGAGAAAACUAACUAGUGUUCACAUUGCAACAUGAUUCAGUCAGCUACGAACCCUGCACAAACACAAGUGCAAGUAUUUGCAGCUUAAGACUACUCAAACUACCCAAAUGGCAAACAUUUACCUAGACCAGGGGUCACCAAACUUGUUCCUGGAGGGCCGGUGUCCUGCAGAUUUUAGCUCCAACCCUAAUCAAACAGACCUGAACAGCUAAUCAAGGUCUCAUAUGCAUACUUGAAACACUCAGGCAGGUGUGUUGAAGAAAGUUGGAGCUAAACCCUGCAAAGACACCGGCCUUCCAGGACUGAGAUUGGUGACCCCUGACUUAGACAGUCAAGCUGGGCGAAUAAUCGAAAAGUAAUUGAAAUCGACAAUCAGAACCUGUAAUCAAUUUUUUUUCCAGGUCAAUUUUUCAGUAAUUUUCUCUACUGCGUAUGGAGUCAUGUGACACUGCUCUGUUAAGGCUGGUUUAUACUUCUGCAUCGAACCCUCAGGUAUGAGUGGAAGCUGCGCCAUAUAUGCCUCGAGACGGCGUAUUUAUUAUUAAAAUAAAAUGAUUAUUGAAAAUUAUAUUUUCUACUUUCGAAAACGUUGAUAAUUUAUUUUGUUUCCAAAAGUGACUCGGUUUUAAGCAAUGUGUGUUUCAAUUCCAGUUGUUCAACAUUGAUGUUCAAUAUGUAAUCAUAAAUAGAAGAUAGUGUGUCCUCCUUCAAUUAUUUUAGGCCAUCUCCACACUAGUGCGUUUUCAUUUGAAAACGCAUGUCUUUGUCUCCGUUUUGCCCUUCCGUCCACACUGAGACGUGUUUUUAGGAAACAAAAACGUAUCUUUUUGAAAACGCUCUCCAAAGUGGAUAAAUUUGAAAACGCUGUUUUCGUGUCGUAGUGUAGACCGUGAAAACGGAGUCUUUCGAAAACGAUGAUGCGUUUUUUUGUCAUGUGACAGUCAUGUUACUAAUUCGUUUACUUUAAUUUCAUUGUGGUUAUGAGUUUAGUGAUGUCGUCCUUACUGUGAGGGUAAGCAGCGUCAUCAGCAGGAUACUGUUCUUUAAAGUGGUCCAGUAUAUCGGCGUAUUUGUUUUGGCAUGUCUCCCAGUCUACAUUUUCACUCUCUUUUGCAAUUUUGUAUUCAUGUGUUACUCGACGCAGCAACUCCACUUCAUUGUCAGUCCAUUUAAAAAAACUCUGUGCUUUUCCUCGACAUUUUGCCGAAAGUUUCAAAGAGCCGGAAAGAAAAUAAACGUCGGGCGGAAAUGACGCGUGCCGAAUCGUCUUACGUUUCACGCAUGCGCAUUACAGGGUGAAAGCAUUUGUAGUCGUUCCAGUGUGGAUGACAAAGUUUUGGAAAACGAAUAGAAACGACAGUGUGGACGUAAAGCGUUUUUAGAGGAAAACUCCGUUUUCAAAUUUAUCCGGAUUAGUGUAGACAUGGCCUUAGAAUCAAGUGAUACACCCUUCAUUUAAAAAUCUCUCACUUGUAAUAUGUUUACUGUACAAAACAUGUCAGUGAACUAUGAGGGCAAAAAAAAAAUCGUUCUUUAAUCAUUACUGCGUUAAAACAUUCAUUAAUCAUUAUCGAGUUUAAUCGAGAUUUUGAUUUCAGGCCAAAACGCCCAGCCCUACUAGACCGCCCGUCAAAUACAGAUUUUUUUGGGACCACACUCCGAAUGAAGAGCUAUGAGACAUUUUCCAGCAAGGAGAUUUUUUUUCCAUUGAUGAAGAUUGUAAACCAGCAUCUGUUUUAUCACAUUCUCAACAGCGUUUCACAUUUAUGGUCAUGCUCUUCAAAGUAAUGUUUCUAAAAAGAUUGUUAAAUUUCGCUAACUAUAAUCCUUUAAGGCUCCUACACACCAAGACGUUUUUAGUUUGCGUUUAUCGGCAGCGUUUUACAAACCGUUUUUCAGUGUUCAAACCCAAUCGCUUUUCACUGGCGUCGAGCAGAAGAGUAUGCUAAAUCACUCUUUUGACGUUAGAUGGCUCUGCACAACUAUAAGCUUCUGACACCUGCUUAUAACACAGAAGAAGUGGAGGAGCGGAAGUUCACACGCUUAUUGCUAAAUUUACUGGUGACUCAAACAAGCGUAAAUGGUUCAAGCAGCAGCUCCUGCUCUAGUGAUGAAGAAAUGAAUAUUGUUCACAGAACAAUAAGCAGCUCCACGUUCAUAUCGCCUCUGGGCAUCUUUUUUUGAUAGUUUUGCGCUUGAGCGCCUCCAAGUGCUGUUUACGGUAACUUCAGCAGCUCCGUGCACGUGAACAAAAGUGCCGAUCUGAUUGGUGGAGAAGGUUUUGACGCCGUGCGUCAAAACAAAAAAACGAGCAUGAGGCGUUUUUUUUAAAUGACGCUUUUGCCCCUGGUGUUUUGCGCGAUGGUUUGCACAAUCACAUUGAUGCCCUUUAUUUAGUCACAAGGCGUUAAACGUUGACAGAAAACACGAGCAAAAAACGUAUCGGUGUGCACGGGCCUUUACUCCCACCUAGGGUUGUCACGAUACUGGAAUUUGGUACCAAUCAAUACUGAAGGUUUUAAAAUGUCCCUUUCCUGCUAACAUGCUCAACAGAAAUGACUGUGAUUGGCCGUGAAGGUCAUCAGUACAAAUUAUUAUUAUUAUACAUCCUUACUUCACAGUCUCUUCCAUACAUGCGCUUAUAACCUACCGGUUAGACUAUUGCAACUCUUUGGGCUUUCUAGGUCUCUGAUUGCUCUCCUACAGUUUUUUUUUUAACAACAGAUUUUAAACAAAGAGCCAGAGUUAUGGACAUGUCGCUCCAAUUUUGAGGUCUUUCAAUUGGCUAUCAACGAGACAAAGAAUCACAUUUGAAAUCCUUCUGUUUGUGUAUAAAGCCUUACAUGGACAAUACCAUUUCCAAUGAGUUCAUUUGUUUUAUACAGUAAUGCAGAAUGUAUAAGCGUUCAUUUUAUUAUUCAUUAUUUCCGUUGUUUUGUUGCAGACCACACACAAAAUAAUGUUUGCAUUUUGCUAUGUUUAUUGAUGAUGGUGGGAUGGAUAUAAAUUGUUGUCAGAAUAAAGCAUCAAAGACACAAAGCUGCCUCUCUC
Danio rerio (zebrafish) is the source of this 4602-nucleotide messenger RNA. The record is from RefSeq and is a predicted model, not a curated record. Lineage: Eukaryota; Metazoa; Chordata; Actinopteri; Cypriniformes; Danionidae.